UUCUGCAGGGAGGCGGUCGUUUGGAAGCGACUGAUUCAUCCCAAUAUCGUCCCCUUCAUCGGCGUUGAACCUAGGAACCAAGCAUGCAUCGUGUCGGAAUGGAUGGAUAACGGCGAUAUUAUGUCGUAUCUCGAAGACCACCCACGCGCCAAUCGCAUUGAUCUCAUCACAGACAUCGCCCGUGGCUUGAAUUACAUGCAUGCGAGCGGACUCGUACACGGGGAUCUCAAAAGCCGCAACGUCCUUGUGGACAAAAUCGGGCGGGCACGUCUUAGCGAUUUUGGUCUUGCCACGACGAUCCUCGGUACCGCCUCUUUGGCGGCAACCGCCGGAUCGUCCGCAAACUGGGGCUCGAUCUGUUACAUGGCUCCCGAGUUGAACGAUCACAUGGCGAAGAAUAAAAUCUUGACCUCGAAGUCCGACGUAUAUGCGUUUGGUAUGACCACAUGGGAGAUCUUUGACGGGAGACACCCAUUUUACGACGUUCAAAAUGUAUUCGUGAUCCUUCGUCAAGUCCUUGAUGGUACACGACCAACGCGCCCUGUGCACGCGCAAGACCUAGGCCUGGAUGAUUUUAUAUGGGAGGUUGUCAUUAGCUCGUGCUGGUUAGCAGACCCGUCUGAGCGACCUGACAUGUCGGAGGUACUAGCAUGGCUGGGACCAUAUAAUUCUGCUCAAGGGCUCGUUGCGAAGCUGGUACAUGAAGGUCUCUCGGAUGCCGAUCGGCAAGUGCUCGAUCAGCUGCUGUUUACAGGUGAGUCAUGA
Molecule: messenger RNA, 765 nt
Organism: Punctularia strigosozonata HHB-11173 SS5
Lineage: Eukaryota; Fungi; Basidiomycota; Agaricomycetes; Corticiales; Punctulariaceae
Product: kinase-like protein
Exons: 4
Biological process (GO): protein phosphorylation
Molecular function (GO): protein kinase activity; ATP binding
Source: RefSeq, a predicted model, not a curated record